UCAACACUGGACUUUCUUAAAAUUACAAAGUACGUCCCCGCUGUGGGAUUUUUUAAAAAUUUUGUUAUAAUUCGACGAUCUUUUAGUUGUGUUUUAUUUUAUUUCGACUAAUUCGACCUUAAACGCGAAACUUCACUUGACGAUUCUGGCCGGAAACAACACACCACAAUGCCAAGUGAAAUAAUUACUUUGCAGCUUGGGCAGUGCGGCAAUCAAAUUGGCUUUGAGUUCUGGAAAAGAUUGUGCCUGGAGCAUGGCAUCUCCCCUAGCGGCGUGCUGGAGGACUUUGCCAAUGAUGGCUUGGACCGCAAGGAUGUGUUCUUCUACCAGGCGGACGACGACCACUACAUACCCCGCGCGGUGCUCUUGGACUUGGAACCGAGGGUGAUCAAUACCAUAAUGGGCUCGGUCUACUCCAAGCUCUACAAUCCGGAAAAUGUGUACCUAUCCAAGCACGGAGGCGGUGCGGGCAACAACUGGGCCUCAGGCUAUAGCCAGGGCGAAAAGCUGCAAGAAGAGGUAUUCGACAUCAUUGACCGUGAGGCAGAUGGAAGCGAUUCGUUGGAGGGCUUUAUACUUUGCCAUUCGAUUGCUGGCGGAACGGGAUCGGGAAUGGGCUCCUUUAUCAUGGAGCGCCUGGCGGACCGCUAUCCCAAGAAACUUAUCCAAACAUUCAGUGUGUUUCCCAAUCAGGACGAGAUCAGUGAUGUAGUGGUGCAGCCAUACAACUCCAUGCUCACCCUGAAACGUUUGACUACGGCUGCGGACAGUGUGGUUGUCCUGGACAACACUGCUCUUAAUCGUAUUGCCUGCGAUCGCUUGCACAUUCAGAAUCCCAGCUUUUCGCAGAUCAACAACCUGGUCUCCACCAUAAUGAGCGUCAGCACCACUACGCUGAGGUAUCCAUCCUACAUGAACAACAAUCUCAUUGGGCUGACGGCUCCUUUAAUCCCGACGCCCCAGCUGCAUUUUCUCAUGACAGGCUACACGCCGCUGACUAGCGAUUCGGAUAUCCAUACCCAGCAGCUGGUUAAUGUGCGAAAGACUACUGUUCUAGAUGUAAUGCGGCGUCUGUUGCAGCCCAAGAACAUGAUGGUGUCCACUGGUCCCGACAAGUCAAAUCAUCACUGCUACAUCUCCAUUCUAAACAUUAUCCAGGGCGAGGUGGAUCCCACUCAAGUGCACAAGUCACUGCAGCGCAUCCGCGACCGCAAGAUGGCCCAGUUCAUUCCCUGGGGCCCCACCUCUAUCCAGGUAGCCCUUUCCCGCUCAUCGCCCUACGUGCAGAGCAACCAUCGAGUGUCCGGACUGAUGCUGGCCAACCACACCAGCAUUUGCUCGCUUUUCGAGCGAGCUCUCAACCAGUAUGACAAGCUUCGCAAGCGCGGCGCCUUUCUUGACCAGUUUCGACGCGAGGACAUCUUCAAGGACGACCUCAAUGAGCUGGACGAAUCUCGCGAAACUGUUGACUGCCUGGUGCAAGAGUAUGAGGCAGCCACGCGUGAGGACUACAUGCAGUUUUCAGUGAAGCGGGGAAAUGGGCCAGUUGACUCCAAGUCGGAGGAUAGUCGAUCUGUGACCAGCGCCGGUUCCUAGUUCGCUUGUGCCAGAAGAAAUGCGUGCCAUGCAUCUUAACCAAUGUAUUUUAAAAUGUAAUAUUCUCCAAUGACGAUGGGAUUCGAAAUCCUUAAGUAGUAGUGAUAAGACGAUUGUUGGUAUGACUCGCAUGUAUGUAAACGCUGUUUCGUCUUUUACGAUAUUUAACGUUCGUAUUUCCAUUGUUGCAAAAUUACACAUGAGAUUUCCCGAUCAUGUUUAAUAUGUGACACAUUAAAUAAAAAACAGUUUUU
Messenger RNA from Drosophila melanogaster (fruit fly), 1850 nucleotides. RefSeq names its product gamma-Tubulin at 23C (gene gammaTub23C). Gene Ontology annotation, cellular component: spindle; centrosome; cytoplasm. Gene Ontology annotation, biological process: cytoplasmic microtubule organization; nuclear chromosome segregation; microtubule-based process. Gene Ontology annotation, molecular function: GTP binding. The coding region runs from base 169 to 1596 and encodes 475 amino acids. Lineage: Eukaryota; Metazoa; Arthropoda; Insecta; Diptera; Drosophilidae. The transcript has 3 exons. The record is from RefSeq and is marked reviewed.